Limulus polyphemus (Atlantic horseshoe crab) is the source of this 2234-nucleotide messenger RNA. RefSeq lists its product as uncharacterized. The record is from RefSeq and is a predicted model, not a curated record. Lineage: Eukaryota; Metazoa; Arthropoda; Merostomata; Xiphosura; Limulidae. The transcript has 5 exons. The coding region runs from base 553 to 1905 and encodes 450 amino acids.
AAAUAAUAAAAUAGUUCGUGCGGAUGCAAGUGAUUGAGUGCUUAGUUAGUUAAGUUUAAGAUUAAGAAUUUAGGUUGUAUGUUAUGAUUUUUUACAGUGAAGGUCAAAUUGUACGGAAAGUAUUUUGGAGUAUCAUAUGCAGUAGUCUUUACGAUACAGUUUCCGAAAGAAUCUGGUAAGACACGUGUCUUGUUGGUCAGGCAGUGUGCGUGUAACUAGAAGAUGGCAAUGUAGCCUUGGCCUAACCAUGAACCUUGGUUCUCAGGUUUAGACUGUGUAUAAUGAGGAUAAAACUGUUUCAGAGAUCUUAACCUGACCUUGUAUGACAAACUAUCCUUCUCAGGUAUCAUACUAGUGGCCCUCCUCUGAACUCUCUCCAACAAUUCAUUGUCCUUUUUAAGCAAGAACAUCAGUUGAAUCAAAACACCUAAAACACUGUAGUGGAUUUGAAGUUCAGGCACUUAAUCAGGUGACCAUUUGCUGUGCUUAUAAAUAAAUAAAAGCAAGACCGGGGUACUAUACAGUCAAUCAGUGUGAGCAGCAGUGUCAGACAUGGCAGCACCUGGUGUUGUAACGUUAAACCUUAGCCAAGUGCCACUGGUCCUUCAGCAUGCUGGUACUUCGUACAAUGCCUUAGGACAAACACAAACAUUGAUAACUCUGCCAGCAACUAAUCCAACUUCAAACAGUUCAGAUCAGGUGCAGACAUUAUUGUUGCCCUUAAAUAACUCUGAUCCAGCACAGGGUACAACACUAAUGACUUUUCCUGUACAAGGGCAGUUAGUUUCUGCAGAAAAUUUCCAAAUCCUGUCUCCGAAUAAUAUGCAAGCCUUAGUGCCAGUAGUAAACUGUAAUACUCAGGGUCAGGCUCUGCUUCUACCAAGUAGCAGUACUCUUCUUAGUACCCAAAAGAAUGUUCAGACAGCCAUAUUUACAGAAUCACAUUCUGAAGAACAGAGUAGACAGAUGCAGACUUCAGUUCUUUCAUCAACUGAUGCUAUUUCCAAGCCUUCACAAAAGAUAGAAACUGUUGUCCUUCCAGCAGGCACAAGCAUUGUUGAAAGCUCUCGUUUGGUAGAAAUGAGUAAUUUGGCUGAAAGUCAGGGUGAAGUGAUUGCAUUAGGUUCUCAAGAAUCUACAAGUUCAAUAAUUGAAAGGAUGGACAGUACAGCUGAUGAAUCAGAAAUGCAAAUUCAGACUGUCUUAUUGCCAUCAUCCAGCUCCUCUGGAACAGUUAGACAAGUACACACCCUUCUUCUCCCAGUAAAUGAAGUUCAGAAUGGUCAAGAACUUCAUGCCAGUGUUCAACCAAUGUUAGUUGCUGUCAGUAGAAACUCUGCAAAUCAAGCACAGCAAGUUUUUGUGUCUGGAAAUAUGUCUUCCGCUUUGUCUCUCAGUCAAGUGAUUUCAGUUCCUAUCACCAAUGUAGUUGUAGCUAAAGAUCCUCAAUCCAACCAGAUUGAGCAGUCGUCAGUUACAUCAGCAGGUGCUCAAGCCUCAAAUUCCAGUAAUGUCAUGGUUUAUCUUCCACAAGAAGGCCUACUUGUUGAAGUACCAAACUUGCAGCAGGAUAAUAGAAUACGACAGUGGUACCAAGAUUCGGAACUGGCUACAAGAGGCUUAACAGCUUUGACCCAAGUUGUAACCCCACAUUUGAGUCUGGAAAAUAUAUCGCUGAACAGUCCUUCAGAAAGUCCAGUUCCUCAAGUGGUUCACCUUGUACAGCUCGAAAUUGAAUCAGAGAAUACAAAUUUAUGUGAAGAGAAUGAUGAAAGUGUUAUUCGUGGAUGGCUAGAAGACAGCAACAUUACAUCACAAGCUCUAGCUGCUUUGAAUCAUCAUUUGAGCAAUGAGGAAGCAGAGACUAACAAAAAAUGUAGCUGUACCAGUUCAGCUUUCCUGUAGCUAUCAACUUGGCUUUAAUAAGAAUUUGUGUAUAAUGUAAUUUGAGUCUGUUAGCAUUAUAUGAAUCAUAGAUUAGUUUAAGGUUCUGUUUAGGAUUGUUUAUUAACAAGCUGAAUUCACCUAUUUAGUGAUGCCUGUGGUAUCAGCAUGUUACAUGGGACAGUUGCUAGAUGUGUUUGUUGUAUUAAUUACUGAGGUAUUUUUGUAUAUUGUGUGUGUGUGUGUGGAAAGAAGACCGUAUAUUACUUUGUAAACAAUUAUGCUAAAAAUGAAAUAGCUAUGUAUUGUAAUGGAGACAAAUCAUUGUAAAUAAAUUUGCUGAAGCAAUA